Molecule: messenger RNA, 3269 nt
Organism: Cryptomeria japonica (Japanese cedar)
Lineage: Eukaryota; Viridiplantae; Streptophyta; Pinopsida; Cupressales; Cupressaceae
Product: disease resistance protein Roq1
Exons: 5
Coding region: 229-2928 (899 amino acids)
Biological process (GO): defense response; signal transduction
Molecular function (GO): ADP binding
Source: RefSeq, a predicted model, not a curated record
GCGGUCCCCAACGCGUGGAAAUUUUCCUACUUUUUUCUGGGUAGUGGCAAACAGAAUCUUACUUUAUCAAACCGACAUUGUCUAGUGAAAUCAAAUCCAAUAUUCUUUGACUGGUGGCCGCUGCUUCUACAUCUACCCUUUUUUCUUCAUUUUUUCUUCAUCGUCUCCAAGAAAUAUUAUAGAUCUAGCUAUCUCUGGUUUAGAGAAUUUCAUACUAGUUCUACAUUCAUGGCUUCCUCCUCCACGACUCAGUCAAGAUCGAUUGUAUCUCCUAAGCUAUAUGAUGUAUUCAUCAGUCAUCGAGGCCCUGACGUCAAGGAUACCCUUGCUAAGCAACUCUAUGACCUUCUUAAGGAAAGAGAAUGCAAGGCAUUUCUAGACCGUAAAGAGCUACAAGGGGGGGAUUCUAUUACAUCUGCCAUUCACAACGCCAUUUGCUCAUCUCGUGUUCAAAUAGCUAUUUUUUCCAAAGGAUUUGCAGAGUCCUCAUGGUGUUUAGACGAGCUCGUUCUUAUGUUGCAACAAACUGAUGCCGUCUUUAUUCCUGUCUUCUAUGAUGUGGAGCCUAAGGAGCUUCGUUCCACGGAGAGGGGAUCCUAUGCUGCGGCAUUUUCUGACCAUCAAAAUAAAGAAAAGUACCGCAACAAUGUGCCUGCUUGGAAAGAGGCCCUCGCAUCUGCUGCAGGCAUCUCUGGUUAUGAACUUAGCCAGCAUCAGCAUCAAGACAAUUUGUGUGAAGAGAUUGUGUCUCGUGUGGUACAAGUAGUGCAGGAAAAGGAAAAGAGUAUACCCUUACAUGCUGCCAAAUAUCCUGUUGGACUUGCUGAGCUCGUUCAAGAUUUUGAAAGAUCUUGUUCAAAGACAGCGGGAGUGGUGGGGAUCUUCGGACUUGGGGGCUCUGGCAAGACUACCCUGGGUAAAGAAUUGUUUAACAGGAAGCGUUCAGGCUACCACACAUCUUGUUUUCUCUCUGACGUGAGAGAAUCACAUGCCAGAGGUGAAUUGCAUUGCUUGCAAAGUCAGCUCUGCAAAGAUCUUUUCCCUGCAGAUCAAAUAAAUAUUAGCAAUGUGGACCAAGGAAUUGGAGUGUUGAAGUAUCGUCUGGGAAGGGCAAGACAUUUGCAUUUCCUUAUAAUCCUAGAUGAUAUUGAUGAUGAGCAUCAAUUAGAUGCCCUCUUACCUGAAGGCGUGCUGGGCUUGGGUAGCCUGGUAAUUAUUACAACCCGUAACCAAAGUGUGUUGAGGGGUGCAGAUACCAGUUAUAAGAUGAAGGGAAUGGAUGAGGAUCAUGCUAAGGAUCUCUUCUGUAGCCAUGCUUUUCGCGGACGUGAUCCCCCCGCUACAUAUGCGAAAUUGGUUGAAAGCUUCGUGAGAUUCUGUGGAGGUUUACCCCUCUCUCUCAUAGUUUUGGGUGCCCAUGUUUAUAGUCGGGAUAAGCAUUAUUGGGAAUUAGAAUUGGAAAAAGUAAAGAAAAUCCAGCCUAAAGAUAUAAUGCAAAGACUUAAAAUUAGCUUUGAUGGUCUGGACAGAGAAGAAAAACAGAUGUUUAUAGAUAUUGCUUGUCUUUUCAAUAAGAAAAAAAUAUGGGAUUUGAAAAGUAAAGCUAUAACAAUCUGGAAAGCGUCUGGUUGGAGCGCUGAGCAUGCAGUUCAAACCCUGCAGGAUAAGUGCCUCAUUGAAGUGGGUUGGGACAAAUUUGAAAUGCACGAUCAUCUCCGCGAUCUGGGAAGACAAAUAGCAGAUGACUUGGGCCCUCCUCGCCUGUGGCGACCAGAACUGCUGAGAUCUGUGGAAGCAAAAGGAUUUGAACGAAUCCUAGCAGAAACAAAGGGCCGGUGUUUUCAUUCGUUCUAUGAUUCAUCCCUCCAAACCUACAUUACUUAUUUUAUAGCUGGGACUGACCUCCUGUGGCUUGAAAUUAAGAAAUUAAAAUUCAUUCCUUCGUGGAUUCCUCUACGGAAGUUGCACAUUUUGAGAGUUUCGAAUGUGGAAGAAUUGUGGAGUACUUUUCAGCAACAGUUGCAGACCAAUACCCAGGCCAGUUUCGAGUUGAGAAUGUUACGGAUUGAUCAGUGCCCCACUUUGCAAAAGCUUCCAGAUUUAAUAGGAAUGUUCAGUCAUUUGGAAGAAUUAGAAAUAGAUUUUUCACUAGAGAAGACAGAUAUAUCCUUGGUGCAAUCAGUUAAACAACUUAGUAAUCUUAGAUCAUUGCAAUUGUGGUCUAACGAGGGCGAGGGCAGCUUAUUCAGUGGGAAUUUUGAUCUGAGUAAAGGUAGAGAUUCAACUAAUAUGGAUUCUUCUACAAGCAGCCGCAUGGAUAGCCUUGAAACCAUAAAACUUAGAGGUCUUCGAAAUAUCUCCAAGUUGGUAAUUAGUGGAGAGAUGUGUCCCAGACUUCGAUCACUGCAUGUUCGGUGGAUGGAAAAUCUAAAAGAAAUGGAGUUAAAGCAGCUAGAGAAACUGAAUACUCUAGAAGUGGGGAAAUGUGACGAAUUGGAAACAAUAUCAGGGUUAUCUUCUCUAACAGGGCCUCAAGUGUUCAAAAUAAAUGCGCAUCUUCAUCGUCUGGAGCAUCUCGCUAUUUCAGGAUGUCGUGAGCUGCAGAGCAUAGAAGGGGUGGAAGAGUUGGCAGGAUUGGAAAGACUGGUAAUUCAAAUGCCUGAGGAUGGAUAUGCAUGGGUACGGAAAUACAUUUAUGGACUAAGGACGCUGUCGGUAAAGACAACCAUUUUGACACAGAAGGCAAUGAGUAAAGCAUCGUCCAAAUUGAAUGCAAAUUUGUUUUCUAAGGUGAUCGAUGUCCAACCACUUUCUGAAAUUGAGAGAGGAGGAGAGCGUAUUACAGUUGAAGAUGAAAAGUUCAUCGAGUGCAAUCACUAUAUUUGCUUUGCUUGUAACAUCAUUCUAUGCUUCUUCUAUAGAAUUUGAAUCUAACGUUAACUGUAAUUUGAUCCCAGCUGAAGGGGAUGUGCUAAUAACAGUUUUACUCACCCAGCAUGAUAGUGAAGUUAGCCUGUGGAAUGUGAGAAUAAAGAAGGGGUUUAAGGCCACAGUUAAAGUUGGGGAAGAAGGGAAAGCUUUAACUUUAUUGCAAAGAAUUGUUGAUCAAUUAUACAGACAAAGUAGGGUACCAGAUUUGGCGGGCGAAAACGAAAGCGAAAGCAUUGACAAGUGGUGAUCAACUUGUUUUUGACUAUUUGCUAUUGAAAAGCUCCUCAUCUUUGUUUUAUUCAAGUCUUUGCAUAAGGAAUUCUCCUCUUUGUUUAUAA